AUGGUUGGAGUCGGACUUUCACGCAGUGUGAAAAGACAGCAGUGUUACUAUGGGAGGGCGGUGACUGUCCAGUGUAUUAGAGAUGGUCAGUUUGUGGUAGUGGUGGCUAGAGAUGUUACUCUGCCUUGACUGAGUCUGGAUUCGGUUCGUCUACUGGGAGGAAAUUACCCACCUUGUGCUCCUGUGGAGUCCACACCUUACUUUGCUAUAUACCAGUUCCCUGUGACCGCAUGUGGCACGAGCAUGAUGGAGGACAGCAGAUAUGUGGUGUAUGAGAACAGAAUGACCUCCUCGUAUGAAGUGGGGAUUGGACCGUUUGGUUCCAUCACAAGGGACAGUCAUUUUGAGCUUCUCUUCCAGUGUAGGUACUCUGGAACUUCUGUGGAAGCUCUGGUUGUGGAGGUCAACUCUGUUCCUCCACCUCCACCAGUAGUUGCUCCUGGACCUCUCAGGGUGGAGCUCAGACUGGCCAGUGGCCAAUGUGUCACUAAAGGCUGUGCAGAAGGGGAUGAGGCUUACACGUCCUACUACAGUGAUGCUGAUUAUCCUGUAACAAAAGUCCUGUGAGAGCCUGUGUAUGUUGAGGUGCGCAUUAUGGAGAGGACUGACCCCAACGUUGUCCUGAUGCUGGGACGUUGUUGGGCAACAUCAACCCCCAGUCCACUCAGUCUCCCCCAGUGGGACCUUCUGAUCGAUGGAUGCCCUUACCAGGAUGACCGUUACCUGACCACACUGGUUCCAGUGACUGGAUCAUCUGGUCUUCUGUUCCCAACCCACUACAAGCGCUUUGUUGUGAAGAUGUUCACAUUUGUAGAUCCAGCCUCACUGGCUCCUCUGCAGGAAAAGAUCUUUAUCCACUGUAGUACAUCAGUGUGCCAUUCUCUUUCUGGCUCCUGUGAGCGGAUUUGCUCAAGGAAAAGAAGGGAUGUUGAUGUCAAGGCCGUCUCUAGUGAGCACACCAUAGUUUCUAGUGGAGAAGUUACCCUGGUCAUAUAAACAUGUUAUGAUGGCUG
Molecule: messenger RNA, 1013 nt
Organism: Sinocyclocheilus anshuiensis
Lineage: Eukaryota; Metazoa; Chordata; Actinopteri; Cypriniformes; Cyprinidae
Product: zona pellucida sperm-binding protein 4-like
Exons: 9
Biological process (GO): binding of sperm to zona pellucida; prevention of polyspermy
Cellular component (GO): egg coat
Molecular function (GO): structural constituent of egg coat; acrosin binding
Source: RefSeq, a predicted model, not a curated record